Messenger RNA from Salvia splendens (bonfire salvia), 1968 nucleotides. RefSeq names its product F-box/kelch-repeat protein SKIP4. NCBI's taxonomy places the organism in Eukaryota, Viridiplantae, Streptophyta, Magnoliopsida, Lamiales, Lamiaceae. Bases 527 to 1624 code for a protein of 365 amino acids. The record is from RefSeq and is a predicted model, not a curated record. The transcript has 3 exons. Gene Ontology annotation, molecular function: protein binding.
UGAUUUUGCAAUUUGGAUCUUUAGUGUAGUAGCAGCAUUAUUGCUAUUUGAUCCGGGUGUUUUCGAUUGAAUUUGGGGUUCUCUUUGAGGAUUGAAUUGAAGUUUUCUCCUUCAUCGUAAGGAUUUUAAAUUUAAUGGUUGCCAUGCUAUGCCUUGUAGAGGAGUGAUACGGAUGGAACAUUGUAAUUUAGAUUAUACUUCAUUCUAUGAAUUUCUAUGUUUCUAAGUCAGUUGAUCAUGAUUAAACCGAUUAAAUAGGAAUGCGGAUUGGUUAUCGCAUGAGGAUUGAGUCGGUUUGUUGAUGCACUUCAUUUUCCGGUGGUUUUUGUUGAGCUCCUUCGAUUUUGAGUUAUCAUUGCAAAAACUGGUUAAUUGUUUUCAGUCAAUUUAGGUUAAAAUAGAGAGUAUUGAAUGAUUUUUCUUAUUCUAAGUUUAUAUGAUUGGGGAUUUUUGCUUGAAGUGAUGAUCAUUCUGAUUUGGUAUUGGUAUUUUAUUUUUUAUUCUGAUAUCAUAGAGUAGGAAAAGUAUGGAUUGUGUGGAAAGCUUUACAAAUGUGGAUUGCUCAAAAAUGGAGACGGAUUCCCUUCUGAAGUCUCUUGACCAAUCUCUGAUACCUGGAAUUCCAGAUGAUGUUGCACUUUCUUGCUUGGCAAGAGUUCCUCGAAAGUAUCAUCCGGUUCUCACCUGUGUUUCGAAAAGUUGGAGGUAUUUGGUCGGCAGUGAAGAGUGGUUUUGGUACAGGCUGAAUCAUCACCUGGAAGAGACAUGGAUUUAUUCUCUCUGCAGAGACAAGUCAGAGCAACUUUGCAUGUAUGCUUUAGACCCCAAUCAAUUUAGAAGAGGUUGGAGGCAAAUUCAUGGCCCUCCAGGUAGCUUCCUGAGGAGGAAAGGUGUUGGGUUUGAAGUAUUGGGAAAGAAAAUUUACUUGUUUGGAGGUUGUGGUUGGAUUGAGGAUGCCACCGACGAAGUCUACUCUUAUGAUGCUUCCACAAACACAUGGGCUAGAGGCGCUCCCUUACCCACUGCUAGGUGCUUUUUUGCACAUGAAACACUAGAUGGGAAAAUCUAUGCUAUUGGUGGGCUCGGAUCGGAAUCAAGCGAUCAGCAUUCCUGGGAUAUAUAUGAUAGCCAGACGAGUUCUUGGAGUUCUCAUGUGGAUAUAAAUGUCAUACCAGACAUUGAAGACUCAGCUGUCAUGGAUGGCAAGAUUUACGUACGAGCUCAUAUCUCAGCUUCGUCAUCCCAAUUGAAUGCUGCUGUAUAUGAUCCCUCCAGUUGGACAUGGCAACAGGCUGAUAGUGAUGUGGCAUGUUGGUGUGGUCCUAUAGUUGUGGUAGAUGGUAUCUUAUACAUACUAGACCAAAACUCGGGAGUGAGAUUGAUGAUGUGGCAGAAGGAUACGAGAGUGUGGAUUGGUCUACGGAGAUUCUCCGAGCACCUUGUACACACCCCCUGCCGACUCGUGGCAGUCGGGAAGAAGAUGUUUGUUGUUGGGAGAGGACUCAAUACUGUGAUGUUUGAUGUUGAGAGUGCAAGCUGUGUAGAUGGUGUGCUAGUGAGUUCUUCUGUCUUGAAACUUGAUUGCGUUGAUGAAGUGAUAAGUUGUAAGUCAUUGGCAAUUUGAGUUUCUUCCCAUAGCCAAAUAAAUUCUUGCUUCAAUACGUGGACUGUAUACAGAUCAAUUUCCACUGCCCCCUUCCUCGGCUCCAGCACGACAAAGAAACUUGAGCCAGACUGGGCAAUAUGACCGGCUAGACUGAUAAUGGGUGGUGAGACCGGUUCAGGUCUAUGUGAGUGAGAUUGGAUUCAUACGAAUUGGAAGAACCAGCAAUUGAAAUAGAAAAUUUUAAUGGAGUUCUAAAUAACUCUAUAUAUGCUAAACUUUUUUUCAGUUUAAUUGAAAACAAAACUAAAAUUCCGUAACAAGAUGAAAGCAGAGUAGAGUAAUAAAGGUUCAGUUUUGUUCCA